This is a messenger RNA of Didymodactylos carnosus, 285 nucleotides long. The record is from the annotation of a GenBank genome assembly. Lineage: Eukaryota; Metazoa; Rotifera; Eurotatoria; Philodinida; Philodinidae.
AUGAGCUGCCAGGAAUGGCAGAUCAUAACAUCAAUGUUAACAAUUGCAUUCAAUAAAAUCUAUCCAUUAACUGUUUACCUCUUGGUCAGUACAAUGAUUGAUACACAAACACCAGAUAUGGUAAUAAUCGUUAAAAUGACAAAGGAUUUUAAUAAAAUUGAUUCAGUUAGAAUCAAGCAACUGCCAACACAAUCAUGCGCAGCACAUCGUCUUGUACUGUUAAAAACUACAGCAUUUGUGACGGAAUUAAAAACAUUGAAAUUGGCUAGAAUACCAAACACUUAG